AUGGAUAAUCUCAAAAAGCUAAAUGAUAUUUUUAAAGUAUUGGAGUAUCUACGUAAUGCAAUCUAUAGAAUAGAAUGUGCUAUGUGUCCAUACAUACAAAUAAUUACAGCAAAUACAUAUAAAAAAGAAAAAUCGAUUAUACCAGAAAUAGAGGAAAUGGCUAUAAAAGUAAUAGAUAUAGCUAGUAAAAUACGUAAUGAAAUGGACUUCCAGCUGCGUAUUAAAACAAUCCCAGAUAAAACGACAGGUGUUAAUGAGAUAAAAGAGCUAGAAACAGAAUUAAUAUUAGAAGAAAUUCGGGUUAAGCAUUAUAUGUGUGAAGUAGUUCAAACCUCCAUAUUUUAA
Messenger RNA from Nematocida parisii ERTm1, 345 nucleotides. RefSeq lists its product as uncharacterized. The transcript has a single exon. Lineage: Eukaryota; Fungi; Microsporidia. The coding region runs from base 1 to 345 and encodes 114 amino acids. The record is from RefSeq and is a predicted model, not a curated record.